UUUAUCCCCCUGUGAUUCUUUUCCAUACCAAUUAUCUUCCUCAUCCCCAACCUUCGUUGACCCCAAUAACACCCUGGUAAACCUUCAUCUUUUUUCGUGCUAAGAUUUCUUUUUCUUUUUCAAUUCCGAAACAAUUCUCUGAUCUCGGUCUCCGGCUUCGUUAGUUAACCCCGCUGCACAAACAGAGUAUCAUUGAGAAACCUCCAGAUUUCAAAAUGGAUGCAGCAGCUGGCCAGGGUUAUUGUGGUGGUGCAGACCUGGACAUGUUUCUAACGAAUUAUAAAUUGGGAAAAACUUUUGGCAUUGGAUCCAUGGACAAGGUGAAAAUUGCAGAACAUGUAUUGACUGGCCAGAAGGUUGCCAUCAAGAUCCUUAACCGUCGCAAGAUAAAGAACAUGGAAAUGGAAGAAAAAGUGAAAAGAGAAAUCAAAAUUUUAAGAUUGCUCGUGCAUCCUCACAUUAUACAACUUUAUGAGAUCAUAGAGACCCCGAUUGACAUCUAUAUUGUUAUGGAGUAUGCAAAAUCAGGAGAGCUCUUUGAUUACAUAGUAGAAAAAGGUAGGUUACAAGAAGAUGAAGCUCGUAAUAUUUUUCAGCAGAUAAUCUCUGGUGUGGAGUAUUGUCACAGCAACAUGGUGGUUCAUAGAGAUUUGAGGCCUGAGAAAGUACUCUUGGACUCCAAAUGUAAUGUCAAGAUUGCUGGAUUUGGCUGGAGCAACAUCAUUCGCGAUGGUCACUUUCUUAAGACACGUUGUGGAAGUAGUAACUAUGCAGCUCCUGAGGUUAUCUCUGGGAAAUUAUAUGUUGGACCAAAAGUUGAUGUCUGGAGUUGUGGUGUAAUUUUAUAUUUUCUUCUUUGUGGUUCUUUUCCUUUUGACGAUGAAAACAUCCCAAAUCUCUUCAACAAAAUAAAGGGUGGGAUUUUCACUCUUCCUUGCCAUCUAUCUCCUGGAGCCAGUGAUUUGAUACCAAAGAUGCUCAUGGUUGACCCCGUGAAGAGGAUGACCAUACCUGAGAUCUGUCAACACCCAUGGUUCCAAAGUUGAUCUUUUGCUUUCUGCAGUUAAUUGUUCUAGUGCCAUAUACAAUGUAAUGGUCCUAAGGGAAAGGGAUCAAUUGCACGUAGCAUUUUUUAUAGUGAUUUUAUUCAUAAACUUAAGCGGAAAAGAUUAUACAAGACCUUUUGGUUCGAUUUUUUUUACCUA
Glycine soja is the source of this 1205-nucleotide messenger RNA. Its product is annotated as SNF1-related protein kinase catalytic subunit alpha KIN10-like. Lineage: Eukaryota; Viridiplantae; Streptophyta; Magnoliopsida; Fabales; Fabaceae. Gene Ontology annotation, molecular function: ATP binding; protein serine/threonine kinase activity. The record is from RefSeq and is a predicted model, not a curated record. Gene Ontology annotation, cellular component: cytoplasm. Bases 216 to 1046 code for a protein of 276 amino acids. Gene Ontology annotation, biological process: protein phosphorylation; intracellular signal transduction. The transcript has 6 exons.